Batrachochytrium dendrobatidis JAM81 is the source of this 984-nucleotide messenger RNA. RefSeq lists its product as uncharacterized. Gene Ontology annotation, biological process: site-specific DNA replication termination at RTS1 barrier; mitotic DNA replication termination. Gene Ontology annotation, cellular component: nucleus. Lineage: Eukaryota; Fungi; Chytridiomycota; Chytridiomycetes; Rhizophydiales. The record is from RefSeq and is a predicted model, not a curated record. The transcript has 3 exons. Bases 1 to 984 code for a protein of 327 amino acids.
AUGGGUUGUGACGGAGGUUCUAUUCCAAAACGAGGCGAGCUUGUCAAGACUAAAAAAACUGCAGAGAAGCCUGAUGCUGCAUCACAGACACUAGCCACUUGGUUCUUCUGUGCUCUUUCAAAACUACCUCUUCAAGUGCCUGUUGUUGCUUGUGGAUAUGGUAGACUUUACAACAAGUCUGCUGUUCUCGAGUUUCUUAUUGACCCAACAAAAUAUGGUGACGGUGACGUUGUUUGUAGUCAUAUCCAGUCCUUGAAGGAUGUUACAACACUCAACCUUUCAUCCAAUCCAGCAUAUUCCUCUCAGUCGCAAUCCGCAUCGGUCAUUCUAGGCAGCUUCAGUGACCAAGCUUCAAUCCCACAGUUUUGUUGUCCAAUCACUCAAAAGGAGAUGAAUGGAAAAUCCAGAUUUGUUUGCAUUCGAUCGUGCGGAUGUGUCUUGUCUGAACAAGCCAUGAAGGAAGUUGCAUCAACUUCUUGUUUGGUGUGUGGUCAGCCAUUUAAACAGGCUGAUGUAUUCGUGGUCAACCCUUCGCUGCCAGAAGAUAUCACUGCUGCAUUUUUGAGGGUAAAGGAGCUAAAGAUGCAAGACAUGGAGCGUAAGCGAAUAAAAAAGGCUGAAAAGGAGGCCAAAAAAGAAGCCAAACAAACUCGAAACAAUGCACAAGUCGACAAAGCUAAAGUCAGUGGAGGCGAUGAGGAUCUGGAUAAAACCCAAAAAAAAGACAGAAAGCGUAGUGCCUUUGAUAAUGAUAAUCUCAAUGACCAUCACGAGAAUGGAACAGCGCAUAGACGACCCAACAAGGUUGCUCAAAACAUCAACAUGACACUACCAGAUCUAGCGCACUUGCAACCAGGUGCACGACCAGUUAGCGAUACAAUUAAAAGUCUAUAUGUUAAAAGAGACAAGGACGGUAAAUCUUUAGAGAAACAAGGCAAUUUCCUGGUCCGAGGAACUUUUAACAGAUUUGCUACUGGUUUUUAA